GUGUACUAAACAUACUCAUCCAGCUCUCCACCGACAUAUUUACCCAGACCGUCACGCACUAAACAUGCUUUUACAUCGUGCAGCAAAGGAGCACACAUACAUACGUGAGGCUUUGUAAUUUGGUCUCUUCCCUCACUCCCUUCCAAACCCUCACCAAGAUACCCCAGCCCUAGCGACCUGAUGGCACGUAGCUCUGACUUGCCCAACGCGAAAAGAGACAUCCACAGCCUCCCAACUGAACUCCUGCUCGUCAUCUUCGAGCUCGCCUUUGCCGAUCAGCGCCAAUGCAAAGUAUCCCCCAGUUAUCACUUCGGCUCCUAUAGAGUAUUAUACGGACAUUCGAGACUCUACCAGCUGGGACUGGCAUCGCGAAGAUGACAUGCUCUCACCCACGCUCUUUCCCUACGCACCCGCCAACGUGUGCAGGCUAUGGAGAGACCUUCUCGCCAUCGAGCCCGCAUUCUGGACGCGCAUCAUCAUCGUCCUCGAUUCCCCGUCGACCACCCCCGACCUAGUGCGCAGCUACUUCGAACGCACCCGAGACGAGCCCAUCCACGUCUGGAUCACUCGCGCGGACAACAAAUCCGCCACCCCCUCCGACCCGGGCGAGAACGACCGCAUCAAGACGGUCAUGCGCUGCCUCCGCCCGCACCUCGCGCGCUGCGUCAGCCUCUCCUUCAACCUCCUCUACCGCUCCUCGGCCGUGAUCGCGGGCGACCGCCUGCGCGGCUACGUCCCGCGCCUGCGCAUCCUCGCGCUCAACUCACGCGUCACCGACAGCACCGCGCCCAUCGCGCACCUCCUCCUCGACGCGCCCGAGCUGCACAUGCUCGAGCUCGACGCACACAGCUUCGCGCACUUCGCCGCGCGCAAGCUCGCGAUGGUGUGGCUCCACCGCCCGCGCGCGUCCUCCGCGCAGCUGCAGCUCCGCCUCACGCGCUACCAGCCCGCUGCCACGUCGUCGCUGCAGAUGAGCGACGUCGUCCGCGCGCUGGAGCACAUGCCCGACAUCGAGCUGCUCUCGAUCCGCGACGUCGCGUUCGCCUCCCCCGCCGACGUCGACUUCGUCGACCGCGAGAUCCACACGCUGCACCUCGAAGAGCUGCGCGGCAGCGCCGCGAGCAUGUUCUUCCGGUGCCUCGCGUCGCACGCGUCGCGCACGACCGUCGUGCGGUGCGAUCUGGACGGGGAGUGGGACAGCGCGCCCGUGGAGGGCCGCUGGCUGCGUCUCGUCGGGCUGGCGGACGCGGCGGGGCUCGCGCGCGCGAUGCGCGGGUGGAGCGGGUCGAGGCUGCACGCGGAUGAGUGCCCGGGGUUUACGGACGCGGUCGUUAGUGCCAUGGCUGAGCAUCCGGCGGGGGAGGUGGAGUGGGUGUCCAUCGACAAUACCAAUUCUGCCAGCCCGCCGCUGUCAUUCGAUGUGCUCAAGAGCGCGGUGAACGCGUGGACGGCGUCGCUCCUACCGCACGGAUAUCUAACGCUGUACGUCCAGCAGCCUGGGAAUCUGCCCGACGCGGCGCUGUGCCGCUGGUUCGACGAUAGGGUCGGCGAUUUCAGCUGGAAGAAUGACGGGGUUACGUUCGAUAGUGUCGUUCCCGAUGUUCCGCAUCCGGUGGAUUACUAUGGUUGUGCACAUCUAGGCAGGAAUGUGUCUCCUCAUAUGUACUGA
Coniophora puteana RWD-64-598 SS2 is the source of this 1669-nucleotide messenger RNA. RefSeq lists its product as uncharacterized. Lineage: Eukaryota; Fungi; Basidiomycota; Agaricomycetes; Boletales; Coniophoraceae. The record is from RefSeq and is a predicted model, not a curated record. The transcript has 3 exons. The coding region runs from base 380 to 1669 and encodes 429 amino acids.